Volvox carteri f. nagariensis is the source of this 2583-nucleotide messenger RNA. RefSeq lists its product as uncharacterized. The coding region runs from base 1 to 2583 and encodes 860 amino acids. Lineage: Eukaryota; Viridiplantae; Chlorophyta; Chlorophyceae; Chlamydomonadales; Volvocaceae. The record is from RefSeq and is a predicted model, not a curated record. Gene Ontology annotation, cellular component: post-mRNA release spliceosomal complex; Prp19 complex; U2-type catalytic step 2 spliceosome. Gene Ontology annotation, molecular function: protein binding. Gene Ontology annotation, biological process: generation of catalytic spliceosome for first transesterification step; mRNA splicing, via spliceosome. The transcript is spliced from 15 exons.
AUGAGAGGGCAUUGCGAGCUCUUCCUGGUAGCUACAAGGUGUGGGGCGCCGCAGUGCGAAAGCAGAGAUCUCAAUGUUCCGGCCAAUCUAUGGCAUGCGUACCUUUCGGCGCGGCAGCUGGCUGUCCGCGGCUUGCGACCGGACGAUGUGGCCUUCGAGGCCCUCAACAACACGUAUGAACGGGCCCUUGUCACUAUGCACAAAAUGCCACGGAUUUGGCUUCAGUACUUGCAGCUAUUAAUGGAGCAACGGCUUGUGACGCGAACUCGGCGGACAUUUGACCGGGCCCUUGCCUCGCUCCCCAUUACGCAGCAUGACCGCGUCUGGCAGUUGUACCUGGGACGCUGGGAGGAGGCUGCCCAGAAACUGGCGGAGCUGCUGAACGACGAUACGUUCCGGUCAUUGGAGGGCAAGAGCAAGCAUGCUCUAUGGCUAGAGCUAUGCGACAUCAUCACAAAGCACCCCAAGGACGUUUCGGGGAUGCGGGUGGACGCCAUCCUGCGCGGCGGCAUUCGCCGCUUCACGGACGAGGUGGGUCGGCUGUGGACGUCGCUGGCGGACUUUUACAUUCGGCGCAGCAUGUUCGAGAAGGCGCGGGACGUCUACGAAGAGGGCCUCUGCUCGGUGCUGACCGUCCACGACUUCUCCCUCAUCUACGACGCGUAUACACAGCCUUUGACUGAGCCCCUGGACCUGCAGUUUGAGGAGAGCCUCCUGUCAGCCAGCAUGGAGCAGCUGGCAGAAGAUGAUGAGGACGGCAUGGCUGUUGACGAUGACGACGGGGCGGACUUUCUGCUGAAGGAUGAUGGCAACGACGUAGACUUGCGCCUGGCUCGGUUGGAGCACCUCAUGAAUCGCCGCCCGGAGCUGCUGUCCUCCGUCAUCCUCCGGCAGAACCCUCACAACGUGGCGGAGUGGCACAAACGAGUGAAACUGUUCGAGGGGAAGCCAACGAAGCAGAUCCUCACGUACACGGAAGCGGUUCGCACCGUUGACCCGGACAAGGCGACUGGGAAGCCGCAUUCCCUGUGGUGCGCUUUCGCCAAAUUUUACGAGCGUCAUGGUGAUGUGCCCAACGCCAGAAUCAUCUUCCAGAAAGCGACUGAGGCGCGCUACAAGUACGUGGACGAUCUGGCGCAGGUGUGGUGCGAGUGGGUGGAAAUGGAGCUUCGGCACAGCAACUUUAAGCGUGCCCUGGACCUGGUCAAGCGGGUGCUCACGCCACCGCCGCGACCAGCUCGCAUGACGCAGGAGGAGGAACGUGCGCUACCUGUGCAGGACCGCGUUUACAGGAAUCUAAAGCUGCACCUGAUGCACACGGAUCUGGAGGAGAGCCUGGGGACACGCGAGUCCACAUGCGAGGCCUAUGACCGCAUCCUGGAGCUGCGCAUUGCCACGCCGCAGGUCAUCCUUAACUACGCGUUGUUUCUCACGGAGCAAAAGGCCUUUGAGGACGCCUUCAAGGUAUAUGAACGGGGCAUUGCAUUGUUCAAGUACCCACACGUCAAGGACAUCUGGUCAGCCUAUCUGGCGGCUUUCGUGGAUCGUUACGGCGGCAAGAAGCUAGAGCGUGCUCGGGACCUUUACGAGCAGGCCAUUAAGGACGCGCCGGCCCAGGACUGCAAGUCGCUUUACUUGGACUACGCCAAGCUGGAGGAGACACACGGCCUGGCCCGGCACGCCAUGGACAUCUACGCGCGGGCGCUGCAGGCGGUGCCCAAGGACCAGCGCAAGGCCAUUAUCGACAUCUACGUGCGUGAGAUUUACGAGUCGGCCAUUGAGGCCGAGCCGCCUAACGACCUUUCCGACGAUGACGUUCGCGAGCUUUGCAUGCGCUACGCCGCGCUGGAGACCAAGCUGGGUGAGAUCGAUCGCGCGCGUGCCAUCUACGUGCACGGCUCAGCCGUCAGCCACCCCGACCGCGCGGCCGACUACUGGGCGGCGUGGCGCGCAUUCGAGGUGCGGCAUGGCAACGAAGACACGUUCAAGGAAAUGAUGCGGAUACUCAGGUCCGUCAAGGUGAGCUUCAGCCAUAUGCAGAUCAACUCAAUUGUAGAUGCCGCGCGCAUCACAUCUCGAGCCGAGGCGGAGGCGGGUGUUGGGGCAGGCGCCAAGCGGGCCCGUGAGGGUGUCGACGCCAUGGCAGAGCUCGAGGCGGAAGCAGUGGCGGCGAUGGGACUGGGCGCAGCCGCAGGGGGCGCUGGGUCGUCGGGACGGACGGCCCUUUCGGGCUUCGUGUCUGCCGGGGUCAUCCAACAGGGUGGCGAAAAGGAUGGCACCGCUGCGGACGGAGCUCAGCCCCAACGCAAGGCGCCAGCUGCAGCCAACCCUGAGGAGAUCGACCUCGACGCGGACGACGACGAUGGUGGCGCUGCGGCUGAUAUGGACGUGGCGCAGAAGGCUGUACCGGCUGCCGUAUUCGGCGGCUUCUGCCUUAAUGUCUUUGCGGAGUGCAGAGUUGCAGAUGCCGUGGUAGUUGCAUUCGUGUUAGUUAUCCUGGCUCCGGAGCAACGGAAGCAACAGAUAAAACAGCAGCUCUGCAGGAAGUUUUCCGUGCUGUGCGCAAAUUCGGUGUACAGCUGA